Messenger RNA from Episyrphus balteatus (marmalade hoverfly), 685 nucleotides. It is a transcript of the gene mRpL18, whose product is annotated as 39S ribosomal protein L18, mitochondrial. The coding region runs from base 85 to 618 and encodes 177 amino acids. NCBI's taxonomy places the organism in Eukaryota, Metazoa, Arthropoda, Insecta, Diptera, Syrphidae. Gene Ontology annotation, cellular component: mitochondrion; ribosome. Gene Ontology annotation, molecular function: 5S rRNA binding; structural constituent of ribosome. The transcript has a single exon. The record is from RefSeq and is a predicted model, not a curated record. Gene Ontology annotation, biological process: translation.
UCUGACAUAACCUCGAUUUUCUUCCGUCAGUACGGUUUACCACUUUCGCUGCAUAUUUAUCAAUAAAAGAAAUAAAAACCCAAGAUGUCCCGAAAUUUUCGCCCCAAUAAUUGUGCCAGAGUCCUGCACAAAGUCAAGGAGACCCUGGCACCUUCAGAAAACGAAACUUACCUAAUCAACCGAAAUCCCAGAAACCUGGAAAAGUUACGAAUAGCCUACAAACCGUGUGGCUAUCAUUUGGAAAAGCCAGGAAGGAGUUUUUGGCACAAAUUAGACCUAAAUGUGUCGGGAAAGUAUGUGACAGCCGAAGUAAACCAUUUCGAGAAUGGUCCUGUCAUCUCGGCCAGCACUUCUGAGUGGGCCAUCAAAAAGCAACUCUUCAGAACCAAAGACACUUCUGCAUUUGUUAAUCUAGGACGUGUACUAGCCCAACGUUGUGUUCAAGCUGGAAUAACCGAAAUGACAUGCAACAUUGAAGCUGUUCCCAAUGGCAAAGUCGAUAAAUUCUUUAAAACAAUGGAAGAGAAUGGAGUAACUCUGCAAGAGCCAGAAAGAUUCAAAAAUCCACAACCUUGGGAUGCUUAUAGACAAGAAAAAUUCUGGGAGACAACAGAUUAGCUUUAGUAGCUUUGUUUUUUUUAUUUUAAGUCCAAUAAAAUUUACAUUGCAAUUAAUUUAAAAAUUA